This is a messenger RNA of Spodoptera exigua (beet armyworm), 1164 nucleotides long. Lineage: Eukaryota; Metazoa; Arthropoda; Insecta; Lepidoptera; Noctuidae. The record is from the annotation of a GenBank genome assembly.
AUGAGUGAUAUUGUAACAGUAAAAGCACCUGUUAACAUAGCUGUUAUUAAAUAUUGGGGCAAACGAGACGAGGAUUUAAUUUUACCGUUAAAUGAUUCCGUUAGUGCUACUUUGGACACAAGUAUUAUGUGUGCGAAAACAUCGGUCUGUGCAAGACCAGAAUUUAAAGAAAAUGAGAUUUGGUUGAACGGAAAAAAGGAAUCAUUCCACAGUCCGCGACUACAAAAUUGCCUAAAGGAAAUAAAAUCCAGAGCUGCAGCAGAAAACAGUGUCAAUGAAGAUUUUCUACAGUGGAAAGUACGUGUAUGUUCUGAAAAUAAUUUUCCUACUGCCGCAGGAUUAGCUUCUUCUGCAGCAGGAUACGCAUGUCUUGUGACAGCUUUGGCUAAACUUUACAAAGUCAAGUCUGAUGUUAGCUCUAUAGCCAGAUUGGGAUCAGGCAGCGCAUGCCGCAGUGUAUAUGGAGGCUUCGUUAGAUGGCAUGCAGGUACUAAUCCAGAUGGUUCCGAUUCAAUAGCCUCACAAAUCGAAGGCUCUGCACAUUGGCCCGAAAUGCAAGCAUUAAUCCUAGUUGUAGGAGAUACAAAAAAGAAAACUAGCUCCACUACUGGUAUGAGAAUCUCUACCCAAACUUCAGAAUUAUUAAAACAUCGAAUUAAGUAUUGUGUGCCACAGAGAACUGAUGAGAUUAUUCAGGCAAUUAAAGAGAAGGAUUUUCCGAAAUUUGCAGAGAUAACCAUGAAGGACAGCAAUCAGUUUCAUGCUGUGUGCCUAGACUCGUAUCCACCAUUUGUGUACAUGACAGAUGUAUCUCACCUAAUUGUUGAUUUAAUACAUAAGUACAAUGAGCUCUCUAGAAGCACUAAAGUUGCUUACACUUUUGAUGCUGGACCAAAUGCUUGCUUGUACCUCCUUGAGAAAGAUGUUCCACAAGUGCUUUCUUUGAUAAGACAUGUCUUCCCUUCCUCAAAUCCACAUCAAUUUGUUACUGGGUUGAAAACAGAUGAAGUUGCAUUAAAUUCAGAAUUAAAGAGCAUUUGUCAGCCUCAAGUAAAAGAUUUGAUAAAAUAUGUGAUACAUACUAAAGUUGGAGAAGGGCCUACAGAAAUUACAGAUGGCUCACAUCUUUUAGAUGAUGCUGGAUUGCCUAAGAUUGUCCAAUAA